Messenger RNA from Engraulis encrasicolus (European anchovy), 1005 nucleotides. RefSeq lists its product as uncharacterized. The record is from RefSeq and is a predicted model, not a curated record. Bases 104 to 976 code for a protein of 290 amino acids. Gene Ontology annotation, molecular function: microtubule plus-end binding. The transcript is spliced from 8 exons. Gene Ontology annotation, biological process: cytoplasmic microtubule organization; nuclear migration involved in conjugation with cellular fusion; establishment of mitotic spindle orientation. Gene Ontology annotation, cellular component: cytoplasm; spindle; microtubule plus-end. NCBI's taxonomy places the organism in Eukaryota, Metazoa, Chordata, Actinopteri, Clupeiformes, Engraulidae.
GAGACACAGCAAUGCGGAGUACAUGUAAGGCCUUACUGCUUAAACCUGAACCGCAACAAACGCACCGACUGACCUGACACCUGUUGAGGAAGUGACAUCAUCGAUGGAUGAUGUCCAUAUGGGGACGUUCAUCCUGUGGUCGGUGCUGUUGUGGACAUUCAAGGGCCUGCUGUACACAUGGAGGUUCUUUUGGGUGAGCCCCUUCCAUGCAAUACAAGCAUCCCCAUCACCAAGUGGAGCAGGUCAUGGUGAGGGCUGUCCCAGGGGGGCCUCCAGACUGAAGCUGAAGGUGCCACUCCAGCAGAGGGUGGCUGCCGCUGAGGAGGACAUCCAGGCGCUCAAGAACCAGCUCCACAGCCAGAGGGAGGCAUGGGACAGGAAAUUCCACAAACUGCACAAGAAGCAGCAGGAGCUUCGCAACCAGUUGGCCUCGGAGGCUUGGGUGAGAAGCGGGUCCUACAUCAAGCAGGAUGAGAUGCAGAUCCCAAGGGAGCUGCUGUUUGAAGCCAUGCUGGAGAAUGGACCCAUGGGCCCAUUUGACGAACAGGACCAGGACACCAGGUUCCCAAGGGGUCUGAGGAGGGCGGAGGUGAUGGCCAUCACAGCUGACCAGAUGUCUUCGUCAUCAGUAUGCGACUCCAGACCACCUUCGGCUCUGUCUCUAAACACAACAACCAGUGUAGGGUCCUGGAGGAGUGAUGGGAUCCCAUUGCGAGUUUUCGUGCCCCACUCCCCCAUGGACCUAAGAGUUGGCCAUCGAGUGCGGAUUCUGCUCCCGACAGGCCGGAUCAGCACGGGCACGCUGCAGUUCCUGGGUCCCGUGGAUGGUUCGACCCAGUUCUACCUCGGGGUGGAGCUGGAGCAGGCCCUCAAUGGCAACCAGGACGGAUCACUCCAGGGGCAGACCUAUUUUGAAUGCAUGCCAGGACACGGUGCUUUUGUGCCCUUUCAGAAGCUGCUGAUGGCCUGGGAGUGAAGACAAAGGGAGAGAGAGAGAGAGAGAGA